GUUUGCCAGCUGCUUGAAGAGUAGAGUAAGAAUUCAACAAGAAGUGGAAAACAGCAGAGAAACAUGGCAGAGAAAGUGAGUGGUGAAAUGUCUGAAGACAGUACGGACUCCGCUGCUGCGGUGUCGCAAGACCUUCGGAGUGUUCUGGUCACCAGUGUACUGAACCUAGAGAGGCUGGAUAAAGAUCUGUACAGAGGGACUCACCACUGGGUACCCCGUACCCGUCGUCUGUUUGGGGGUCAGAUUAUUGGCCAGGCCCUGGUGGCUGCAGCAGAGUCCGUUGGGGAAAACGUCUUUGCUCACUCUCUCCACUGCUACUUUGUACGGGCAGGAGACCCCAAGGUGCCAGUGCUGUACCAGGUGGAGAGGACCAGGGACGGUCGUAGUUUCAGCGUGCGGUCAGUGAAGGCCAUCCAAUACGGUCAGCCCAUCCUCAUCUGCCAGGCCUCCUUCCACAGUAACCAGCCCUCUCCUCUGCAGCACCAGUUCACCAUGCCCUCUGUCCCCCCUCCUGAAGACCUGCUGACGGGGGAGGAACUCAUACAGCUCUACCUCAGUAAACCAGACUUGGCUGAGAAAGCCAAACAGGGCCUGAACAAGCUGCUAGCUGACGAGGUUCCCAUAGAGAUUAAACCUGUCAAUCCUCCAGACUUCUACCGCGGCGUUGCCAUGGAACCCAAGAAGCUGUACUGGGUGCGCGCUAGAGGCCACAUCGGUAAAGGUGAUAUGAAGCUCCACUGCUGUGUGGCAGCCUAUGUGUCAGACUAUUCGUUCCUGGACACUGCUCUCCUGCCCUACCCCGGGCAGCGUGCCACUUUCUUAGCCUCUCUGGAUCACGCCAUGUGGUUCCACAACACCUUCAGGGCAGACGAAUGGAUGCUCUACGAGACUGAGAGCUCUUGGACUGGGGGCAGCAGAGGGCUGGUUCAGGGACGUCUGUGGAGGCGAGACGGGGUGCUGGCUGCCAGCUGUGCCCAGGAGGGGGUAAUCAGGGUCAAGGCCUUGACGACCAGCGCCGUGACGAACGAGAGCAAGCUAUAACCAUGACAACCUUUUAAAUGGCUAAUGAAGCCAUGUAGAGUCAGGAGACUGGCUGCGUUUAUACAGGCAGCCCAAAUAUGAUCUCUUUUCCGCCAAUUGUUUUUUUGACCAAUCACAUCAGAUCUCUUCACAUAUAUUUGUCAGAGCUAAUAUAAUUGGUCAAAAGACCAAUUAGUGAAAACAAGUCUAAAUAGAGACACCCUGCUGACAAAUGGCUGGUGGCCACGGUGUGUUAGUGAUCACCUGCUGGGUGUUGAUGAACGGCUGGUGGCCACGGUGUGUUAGUGAUCACCUGCUGGGUGUUGAUGAACGGUUCAACUUCAUCCCCAGCCUCCAUCCCCAGUCUUCAACUUCAGCCUUCAUCCCCAGCCUCCAUCCCCAGCCUCCAUCCCCAGCCUCCAUCCCCAGCCUUCAUCCCCAGCCUCCAUCCCCAGCCUUCAUCUCCAGCCUCCAUCCCCAGUCUUCAUCUCCAGCCUCCAUCCCCAGCAUUCAUCCCCAGCCUCCAUCCCCAGCCUUCAUCCCUUGCCUACAUCCCCAGCCUUCAACUUCAGCCUCCAUCCCCAGCCUCCAUCCCCAGCCUCCAUCCCCAGCCUCCAUCUCCAGCCUCUAUCCCCAGCCUUCAUCUCCAGCCUCCAUCCCCAGCAUUCAUCCCCAGCCUCCAUCCCCAGCCUUCAUCCCUUGCCUACAUCCCCAGUCUUCAACUUCAGCCUCCAUCCCCAGCCUCCAUCCCCAGCCUUCAUCUCCAGCCUCCAUCUCCAGCCUCCAUCUCCAGUCUUCACCCCCUUAUUAUGCAUCUACAAUCUACUGAACCAUGUGGUGAUGAUUAUAAUGACUUGAUUCUGACUGAAUAGAUUUUCUGACCAAGAUAAAGAUUUCCAUAUAUAUUAACUAUUUUAUAUUGAAUUAUUUUACCUUUUUAAAUGAUUUGAGAAUUGUUGUGUCCAUUGUGGUUCCAUAAGCUUCCCUUAUUAAUUGUUCAUAUUUCAAUAAUGUCUAUCUUUUCAGGAACGUACAGGAAAUCUACAGUCAGGUCCAGUAAUGAUUGACAUCCUUGAUAAAGAUGAGCAACAAAGACUGUAUAAAAUAAAUCAUUGAAAUAUUUAGCUAUAUUGUAUGCACAAAAUGUAAAUUGUUAUUUUAUCCUAGAGAUUUUGUUUAAAAGUAAUAAAAAAUCUCAAAAAGAUAGGGGUUGAAAUGAUUGGCACCCAUGUUUUCAAUACUCUAGCACCCUCCCCUUGUGAGGAUAAUGACACUGAGCUUUUCUCGAACAUGUUUUAUGAGACUGUAGAACACGUGUUCUCCAAUCAGAUUCUGUAUGGCGGAAUGGUCUAAGAUCCCUCCCAAUGUGUUCUCCAAUCAGAUUCUGUAUGGAGG
Molecule: messenger RNA, 2415 nt
Organism: Oncorhynchus gorbuscha (pink salmon)
Lineage: Eukaryota; Metazoa; Chordata; Actinopteri; Salmoniformes; Salmonidae
Gene: acot8
Product: acyl-CoA thioesterase 8
Biological process (GO): acyl-CoA metabolic process; fatty acid catabolic process
Cellular component (GO): peroxisomal matrix
Molecular function (GO): fatty acyl-CoA hydrolase activity
Source: RefSeq, a predicted model, not a curated record